Molecule: messenger RNA, 867 nt
Organism: Arabidopsis lyrata subsp. lyrata
Lineage: Eukaryota; Viridiplantae; Streptophyta; Magnoliopsida; Brassicales; Brassicaceae
Product: classical arabinogalactan protein 3
Exons: 1
Coding region: 188-610 (140 amino acids)
Source: RefSeq, a predicted model, not a curated record
GCCAUGUAUAUCUCUAUGUGCUUGCAUGUUUAAAUAGUCCAAAAGAUCAAAUAAAAUAUACAUCUCUUCUUAGCUAUAUAUUAGAACACCUUUUCCUUCAUUUCUCACCACCAACAAAAGACAAAGAGUAUUCUCAGGUUUCUAUCUCUCUCGUCAAACACAACGAAAGACAUUGAAACAGAGAGAAAUGGCUCUUAAGACAUUGCAAGCUUUGAUCUUUCUUGGUCUAUUUGCCACCUCAUGUCUCGCUCAAGCUCCGGCUCCUGCACCCAUCACGCUUCUCCCUCCGGUAGAGUCUCCUUCUCCGGUAGAGUCACCAACUGCAGAGCCACCGUCUCCGUUUGCUUCACCCCCGGUUCCAGUCGAAGAACCCACUCCGGUUCCAACAACUCCACCAACCGUCUCACCCCCGACCACGUCGCCUACAACUUCCCCUGUCGCUUCUCCUCCUAAAACACAUGGUUUGGCUCCAGGGCCAUCAGGUCCAACACCAGCUCCUGCUCCGGCUCCUAGAGCAGACGGACCGGUAGCUGACUCAGCAUUGACUAACAAAGCUUUCCUUGUGAGCACGCUCAUUGCCGGAGCCUUGUACGCCGUCGUUUUGGCUUAGAGGGUGCCCUGCGUAUUACUCUAUCUCUCUCUCUCUCUCUCACUCUCCUUUUAUUUUUCUUAUCAUUAUCUGUUUAAGAGAUCUCUCUGUUUUCCCUAAAUACAUUUAUUCCUCUUUGUUGUUGUUUUCUUUUUGGGAUCUUUUUAAUAUUUGUAUAACUUUGAUUGGGCCAUGUGAUUAAACCUGAGGGAAGAAUUUCUGAUUGUAAUUUUCUUCAUUAUUUUUUGAUUAAUAAAGUCUUGUUUAAUAUGGUUGCA